Maylandia zebra (zebra mbuna) is the source of this 1745-nucleotide messenger RNA. It is a transcript of the gene tyms, whose product is annotated as thymidylate synthetase. Gene Ontology annotation, cellular component: mitochondrion; cytosol. The record is from RefSeq and is a predicted model, not a curated record. NCBI's taxonomy places the organism in Eukaryota, Metazoa, Chordata, Actinopteri, Cichliformes, Cichlidae. Gene Ontology annotation, biological process: dTMP biosynthetic process. Gene Ontology annotation, molecular function: thymidylate synthase activity.
AAAUGCAAACCGUGGUUUGCAUCUCGUAAAUCUGUAAGAACAGUGAAAGGGUGACUUUUGUUCGUAUGCAUUUCUCUUAUCGAUUCAUAGUUUUCAAUCACGUGAUCGACUCACUAAUUUGGCGGUAAAGGGGCGCAGUGGUGUUUUGCCCACGUGAACCUUGCUUUGUUGCACAUGCGGAAGAGGUCCAUAUAAGAAAAAUCUUCUCCUUCUAUGAUUGGCCGUUCUAUCGCUGUACCCAGAACAGCCAACCAGAGAAGCAGUUUGACUGGGAGCGCAACAAAAUGCAAAAAAUGAGCGGGAGUUCUUCAGUUGAUUCUGAGGCUGGAAACACUGAAACAGUUUAUUUACAAAAAUGCCCGCAACUUCUGAAAUACACGCCGGGGAGCUGCCGAAGCAGGGCAGCUGUGAGAAAGAGGAAAAGCAGCGGCUGACGACGGCGGCCGAGAAGCAGAAAAACUCUGGAUUUUUCUGUGAUGAACAAGGAUAUCUGAGUCUGGUGGAGCACAUCUUGGAGAACGGCCGCUUAAAGGGGGACCGAACCAACACUGGAGUCCUGUCCCUGUUCGGCGCUCAAGUCAGAUACAGCCUGAGAGACCAGUUUCCCCUGUUGACAACAAAGAGAGUGUUCUGGAGAGGGAUCCUUGAGGAGCUGCUGUGGUUCAUCAGGGGAUCAACAAAUUCCAAGGAGCUGUCAGAAAAAGGAGUGAAGAUCUGGGAUGCCAACGGGUCUCGGGACUUUCUGGACAACCUUGGGUUCACUGACAGAGAAGAGGGUGACCUAGGUCCUGUGUAUGGUUUCCAGUGGAGGCACUUUGGUGCAGAGUACACAGACAUGCAUGCAGAUUACACAGGACAAGGUGUUGACCAGCUGCAGAAAGUCAUUGACACCAUCAAAACGAAUCCAGAGGACCGGCGCAUCAUCAUGUGUGCCUGGAACCCCAAAGACCUUCCUAGGAUGGCGCUGCCCCCCUGCCACGCACUCUGCCAGUUCUACGUGUGCGACGGCGAGCUGUCGUGUCAGCUGUACCAGCGCUCAGCUGAUAUGGGAUUAGGAGUGCCUUUCAACAUCGCCAGCUAUUCACUUCUUACCUACAUGAUUGCACACAUUACAGGACUCAAGCCGGGCGACUUUGUUCACACCCUGGGAGAUGCUCAUGUUUACCUCAACCAUACUGAACCUCUCAAAGGGCAGCUUCAGCGAGAGAUCCGACCAUUCCCCAAACUGAGGAUCCUGAGAAAAGUGGAGAAAAUCGAUGAUUUCCGCAUGGAGGACUUUGAGAUCUACGACUACAACCCACAUCCCACAAUCAAAAUGAAGAUGGCUGUGUAAACUCAAGUCACAACGUUGUUCUGAAUGAACAGUAUGCUCUCCACUGUAAUGUGUGCCUGCUUCACUCAUGCUAAAAGUUCAGUUUUUUUUCUGUCUGGUUUGGGUGAACUCUCUUUUAAGCCUUAAGCACUUCAAAGUGUUUUUUUCUCUCUCUUCAAGUUCUUUGUUUUGUGUUUUAAAUGAAUAAUUAUCUAAGUCUGUAAAUAAAGAUGUUAACUUUGUCAGCUUGAGCGCAAUCUAGUUGUACAUUCAGUACAAAAUAUGACACUGGUGGGUAAGUGGAGAGUUUGCUUUGAUUUUUAGUUUAUUUAAAGAGUUUGAAGAUGCUAGUUGUGACUUUGCAAGACGUCACAAAAGUUAAAAGAUGUGUUCAUAUAUCCUAAUAAAGGACGGGUUUACCAGUUAAAACUAA